Messenger RNA from Amorphotheca resinae ATCC 22711, 917 nucleotides. RefSeq lists its product as hypothetical. Gene Ontology annotation, biological process: kinetochore assembly. The record is from RefSeq and is a predicted model, not a curated record. The coding region runs from base 85 to 786 and encodes 233 amino acids. The transcript has 3 exons. Lineage: Eukaryota; Fungi; Ascomycota; Leotiomycetes; Helotiales; Amorphothecaceae. Gene Ontology annotation, cellular component: kinetochore.
GCGGAUGCGGGCGCGUGACGAGAAGAGACGCGUUCUGGACACAACUUCUCGCAGCACGCGCCGCUGGCGGGACGGGGAAUCAUUAUGCAAGGCACGGCCGCUGAAGAAAUGGAGGGGGUUGAGACCACGAGCAUGGAGAUCGAUACUGCGCCACUCAUGACCGAGCAGGAGAGGCGGGUGCUGGAAGUCUACGACCGGGUAGAGGAGCUCCAGCUGGAAAUCGCGCUGCUGAAAGCCCGAGGCGUGUUAUCACAAGCCACUGAAGAGGAUAUCAAGGCUGCCGAGCAAGAACUCUUGAAGGCCAAAGCGAAAUAUCAAGUACGAAACAAUGUCAUUGAGAGUGUUCUCAUUGCGAAUCCUAUUCUGAAGGCAGUCCAUGCCGGUAGCAAUGCCACGAUUCUAGAACAAGACCUGCUACCCCUCAUUGAGCAACGAGAUGCGCUCUCCGUGUCCCUGACUCAGUUGUCUUCGAAAGUUCUAGCAGCACAGAAUGAGUUGAGGAAAGUUGAGAGCGAGCACAGUGUCACAGCUCGGAAGAACACCGAGUUAGCUACGGAAAUGCUCGCGUUGGCGGGGAAAGCAAAUACGCAGAAGAAGGACGGUAUUGAGGAUCCCAAGCUCCGGCAGCAGUUGGAUGAGCUGGAGGCCUCUAUGAAAGUCAGUCGGCAGAUGUGGAGGAUCAUGAAAGGUACAGCCAGUGCAACGGUUGCGGGAAGCGGUGUCGACUGGGCUCAGGAUCCGAAGCUGUUGGAGCUUGUGAUGGAUGAGGAUGACGAGGAUGGAUAGAUUAGUAAAUCAAAUAGGUUCCAUGAUAUGGGCUGGGAAUCGGGAAUACCCUGUAGUAAUCUCUCAUCAAUCUCAGAAAAAAAGUGUCUGAUGCCUCUGUUGACUCCGGUGGCAUUACCUGCGCGGCAGAA